Saccoglossus kowalevskii is the source of this 591-nucleotide messenger RNA. RefSeq lists its product as uncharacterized. The record is from RefSeq and is a predicted model, not a curated record. NCBI's taxonomy places the organism in Eukaryota, Metazoa, Hemichordata, Enteropneusta, Harrimaniidae. Gene Ontology annotation, molecular function: N-acetyltransferase activity.
AUGCAGCCGUCAAUUCCUCUCGAAGCUGAGAUUCAAUUCAACUUAGCAGUGUGCAAGCGAAGUGCUUUGCAUGGUGUUUCUGUUGUUGCUAUCGAUACCAAUAACGAUAAGUUGGUAGGAGUUUCCACUGGGUUUAUCCGCCAAGGAUUUCUUAAUCCAGAAGAAGGCGACACUGCUCUUAUACCAGAGAAGUUCUCCGAUCUGUUUGAUCCAAUGUAUUCGGCAGUCGAUGAGCUAUACGUAGGAAAUCCUUUUCAAGAUUAUCCAGAUUUUCAGUCUAGUCGCAUCAUGCAAAUUAUAAACAUCGGGACUCACCCCGAAUAUCAAGGAAAAGGUAUUGCCAGCAAAUCAGCAGAAAAACAGAUAUGCCUGGCAAGGGAUGCAGGGUGUCGCUACAUCGUCGUGGAGUGUACAGGGCCGUACACACAAAAGUUGUACGCAAAGUUUGGAUUCCACACUGUGAAUGAAAUUAUGUAUGACGAGUACCAUUAUAAGGGGAAGAUCCCAUUCAAAAAUAUCAAGUCUUGUUCGUCCCUCAUAUUGAUGAUAAAACAGAUUUCGGGCUGUGAUAUUGACACACUUACUCCAUGA